Thermothelomyces thermophilus ATCC 42464 is the source of this 2607-nucleotide messenger RNA. RefSeq lists its product as uncharacterized. Lineage: Eukaryota; Fungi; Ascomycota; Sordariomycetes; Sordariales; Chaetomiaceae. The record is from RefSeq and is a predicted model, not a curated record. Gene Ontology annotation, biological process: regulation of gene expression. Bases 1 to 2607 code for a protein of 868 amino acids. Gene Ontology annotation, molecular function: RNA polymerase II cis-regulatory region sequence-specific DNA binding; chromatin DNA binding; protein binding. The transcript has 8 exons.
AUGCAGAUGCAGAUGCAUCAUGGUCCGCCGGGACCUGCGCGGGCCCCUGUCCCGCAGCAGUCUUUUUCCUCGUCGCGCCAGACCCUCCUUCAACAGACCGAAGCGGUCUGGAUCCAACUAGGUAACCUCGCCGAGCAGAUGGGAAACCUGGAUGAUGCGAUGGCCUCGUACGAGCGCGCCCUUCGAACUAACCCCAACUCGAUUCCGGCCAUGAGCGCGAUGAGCUCGGUUCUGAGGACCCGCGAGGACUUCCCCAAGGCUGCCGAGUAUCUGAAUGCUAUUCUGAAGCUGGAUGAACGAAAUGGAGAAGCAUGGGGCUGUCUUGGACAUUGUUACUUGAUGAUGGACGACUUGCAGCAAGCCUACAACGCGUACCAAACUGCCUUGGUCCACCUUCCGAACCCUAAGGAACCCCGGCUAUGGUACGGCAUUGGCAUCCUCUACGACCGCUAUGGUUCGCUGGACCAUGCCGAAGACGCGUUCGCGCAAGUCAUGAAGAUGCAGCCAGACUUUGACAAGGCCCACGAGAUUUAUUUCCGCCUUGGCAUUAUCUACAAACAGCAACAAAAGUACAACGAGUCGCUUGAGUGUUUCAAGUACAUCGUAAACUCACCCCCGCCGCCGCUCACGGAGGAGGACAUCUGGUUUCAGAUUGGGCACGUUCACGAGCAGCAGAAAGACUUCGAAAACGCCAAGAUUGCUUACCACAAGGUCCUCGAACGUGAUCCCAACCAUGCCAAAGUCCUCCAGCAGCUUGGGUGGCUUCACCAUACGCAGAGUCAGCAUUAUGACAGCCAGGAGCGUGCCAUUGAGUAUCUGGAGAAGUCGGUCGCAGCUGAUAACUCGGAUGCGCAGAGCUGGUAUCUGCUCGGCCGUUGCUACAUGCAGAUGCAAAAGUACCCCAAGGCAUACGAAGCGUACCAACAAGCCGUUUAUCGCGAUGGCCGGAAUCCCACGUUCUGGUGCUCGAUCGGCGUGCUGUACUACCAAAUCAACCAGUACCGCGAUGCGCUUGAUGCCUACUCGCGCGCGAUCCGUCUCAACCCCUAUAUAUCGGAGGUUUGGUACGAUCUGGGCACCUUGUACGAAUCCUGCAACAACCAAAUUGCGGAUGCCCUCGAUGCGUACCAGCGCGCUGCCGACCUCGACCCUACGAACCCCCACAUCAAGACCCGACUCCAGCUGCUCCGUAGCGGGCAGACUGGUGGCGCCGCGCCGGGACCUACAGAUGUUCAUCCUCAGGCUUACCAGGCUCCGGGCGCUGUUGGCCCUCCGGGGCCACAGUGGGCUGGCUCGGGCUCUGGUGCGCCGCAGGCGCCGCCGCCGCAGCCGCAGCAGCCGAUGCUCAAUGGCAGCGCUCAAGGUCCCGCCGGGCCGAACUCGUGGUCGGGUAGGAUUUCAGACAUCAACCCUCCCCCUCAGCCACGGAACCCCUAUGCAUCCGAGCGCGAGCUCUUUCGCGGGCAAGCCGGUCCCGGACAACGGCCCCCGAGCCCCCAACCGGAGCAGCAAAUGAGGCCGUACCAAGACGCAAACCGGAUGCCCGAGCAGCUUCGACGAGGUCCUUCGCCACCGCCUCCGGGCCAUUAUGCAGCUCCCCCGCCGCCCCCGCCGCCGCAGCAAACCCAACAGCCACCCCAGGGGUCCCAACCUCCGCGUGUCAGGAACCCGAACUAUGGAGGUCACACCCCGGUCGCGGUGCUGCAGCCUAGCUCUGGCCCUAGCCCGAGUGGAGCUGCAUCGAAUCCUUUGAUGCCGUAUCGCGCUGGUAGUCCUCGGAAUGAUGGCCGGCAGCCCAUGCACGAGAAUCGUAUGCCCUCGCCCAAGUCGGCCUAUCCGCAACACCCGCCAUACCAGGCCCACCCUGACCAGGCUGGGCCUCACGGUCCCGAGCCUGGUGCGCCUGUUCCUCCGCAGCCCGGAAUGGCUUCCGAUGGUCCCCAUCACCGCGAGCACGACCAUCGCCCGCCUUCGGUUGGCCCAAAGAGAAUGCGCGAGUGGGAGGAUGAGCGAGAGGCGAAGAAGCCCUCGACCGAGGAAAGCCGAGCGCGUAUGGAGGAUAUUCGCCAUCGCCGCCCUUCGACGUCGCCCCGCGUUGAGCCGUACCGUCGUAACUCGUCGGAGGCUCGGCGUUUCGAUGAGCGGCGUAUGGAGGAUGCAAGGCGCGCUGAGGAGCAACGCCGUGUUGAUGAGAUGCGUCGGGCCGAUGAACAGCGCCAUAACAACGAGGCCUACCAUCCUUCGGAGGCCGCCCACCACCCGCCAACUCACUCAACCGCUGGCCACUUGCCGCCCAUGCAGCAAGGUCCAUCCGCAAUGCAGGGCCUCAUGCAUGAGGGACCCGGGGCUCAGGCUGGACCCGCGAAGAAGGAAUACCAGUCGGGUCCUGAGGAGAGACGAUUGGAACACCCUCCGGCUGCUUCCUCCAUCGUCGGCGAACCCGAAAGAGCCGCCCGCGCCAUGGAAGUGGAUGAGAACUACGACGACAGCGGUGAGGAGGACAAGAAAACGGGCAUAGUCCCGGGCCCCUCUUCGAGCUCGGGUGCCACGGCAACCGCCGAGGUUAAAAAUGGGCCGUCUGCAACCGCGAACAUGAACGGUAACUAA